Juglans microcarpa x Juglans regia is the source of this 1492-nucleotide messenger RNA. RefSeq names its product ankyrin repeat-containing protein BDA1-like. The transcript is spliced from 2 exons. Bases 47 to 1492 code for a protein of 481 amino acids. NCBI's taxonomy places the organism in Eukaryota, Viridiplantae, Streptophyta, Magnoliopsida, Fagales, Juglandaceae. Gene Ontology annotation, molecular function: protein binding. The record is from RefSeq and is a predicted model, not a curated record.
GCUGCCACAGUCAUUAGUUUCUACAUUUGAAAACUUAAUAUUAAUAAUGGGUUCCUUUUCACUCCCGAAGCUAGCUAUCACUCCUUUUGGAAUGGAUCCAAGUCAUUCGACGAUUUUGAGUGAUGCUGCUCAACAUGGAAACAUCCCGGCAUUGUACUUGGCAAUAAAGACGAAUCCAGAAGUUUUGGACAAGAUUGAUAAGAUUCCAUUUUCUGAGACUCCUUUACACACGACCGCAUCAGUAGGACAGACAGAGUUUGCCAUGGAGAUAAUGAUGUUAAAGCCAUCAUUUGCUAGGAAGCUUAAUCAAGAUGGCUUCACCCCCAUGCACCUUGCUUUGCAAUUUAAACAAACCAAACUUGUGCUCCGGCUACUUGAUGUCGAUAAAGACCUUGUCCGUGUCCAAGGAAGGGGGGGAGUGUCUCCUUUCCAUUAUGCAGCCGAAAUUGGAGAAGAAGAUCUUUUGGUUGAAUUUCUAAAUGCCUGCCCAAAAUCUAUUGAAGAUGUGACAAAUCGAAAGGAGACAGCUCUCCAUAUCGCCCUUAAAAAGAAAAAAUUCGAUGCUUUUAGGUUACUGGUGGGUUGGCUUCGGCGGUCCUGGUUUAUCCAUUCUGCCUGGAUGGAAAAGAAUUUGCUGAAUUGGCCCGAUGACGAUGGCAACACUCCGUUGCACCUUGCUGUCUCAACAAAUGAUGCCGAGGUCGUGAGGUGUUUUAUGAAUUGUAUAUCAGUUGACAUGAACAUAAAGAAUUCGGCAAAUCAAACAGCUCUUGAAAUCUUGGAACAGAUGCAUGGAGCCAAUAAUUACCGAGAGACCAUUAAGGAUAUGAUACAUCGUCCCAAGAUUUUCCUGUCAUUAUUCCAGUAUCUAUUCCCGUAUCCUUCUCUUCCUGGAGUUGCACAACUGAGAACUUUCUUAAGCUCUCGUUUCUCAAUUUCUGAGAACUAUUACAUAUUCAUGUUUCGUCAGAAUAUGGAGGUAAGCAAUGAUACGCGCAAUAUGCUGUUGGUGGUUGCUACAUUGGUUGUAACAGUUACGUACCAAGCAGCUCUGAGCCCCCCUGGAGGAGUUUGGCAAGAUGACUUCAAUGCUGAAGCCGGUACUGGUGCGAGUGAAUUAUUAGUGAGUCCACCCUCACAUCAUGCAGGGAGGGUAAUCAUGAGCACAAAAAAUUCAUAUCUAUUCUUCACUUUGAACACUCUAACCUUCUUUAUGACCAACAUGACAAUAAUCUUCCUCCUCCCUCUUGGUAAAUUUACUCGCUUUUUGGUCAUCUUACCUCUUUGUGCCCUCACUUUCUGCUAUUGUGCUUCAACUUAUAUCAUUUUCCCUACAGAUUCCUCCCGCGUUAUAAAUUAUUUACUGCUGCUCCCUUUGGCAUCUCUUGUUUUCUUGAAUUAUUUUUUGGUCGGGAAGCUAACAAACCUUAUACAGCCUUUUCAUCCUAUAGCUCAAAAUCUUCAUCCAAAAUUUACAAGGGGUUGGUUUUAA